Messenger RNA from Hyalella azteca, 3164 nucleotides. Its product is annotated as protein CIP2A homolog. The coding region runs from base 262 to 2880 and encodes 872 amino acids. The transcript has 18 exons. The record is from RefSeq and is a predicted model, not a curated record. Lineage: Eukaryota; Metazoa; Arthropoda; Malacostraca; Amphipoda; Hyalellidae.
GAAAUGUUUCAAGGUAAGAAGUUAUCAACAAGAAACAAUAAAAAUCCUCCCAUAAAGUUGAGGCUAGGAAAGUAGGAGCCAUGAGAUUCUGGUAAUGAGAAUUUCAUCAAUCAUUCCUGUGACAUAUGGAAAAAUUUUUUUAGAUGCUGCUAAAAUUUUAUAUUGAUGGUUUUUAAUAUUUCUAAACAUUUUUCUAGAGAAGUAGUAAAUCAAGCAGCAAAAUUAUAGUUGCAACUUAUUUUUUAGAAAUAUUUCUUGAAAAUGGCUUCCAGUGACUGCUCUGGCAGUAACCUGCAGCAAAUUAAAAAAUUUAUCAGGAUGACGUAUGACUAUUUUCUUAGACCUGAAAAAGUUAUGCCUCAGCUUCAACGACAAAUGCAGCUACUGACUGUUGAAGAAGAUCUCACCACAUUUGAACCUUCAUCAAUAGAGACCUUGGAAUUCUACUCGUGCUUGGACAUGCUUCUUGCCAAGCCUGAUUCCCAAAACGUGGUUGCCUGGAAAGCUAUUCUACUAAUAUCUCAUAUGGCAAAGUCUCCUGUUGUUCUCAGAGCCCUCAGGGAUGAGGUGCAGAUGGUUCCCGUUCUUGGUGAAUACCUGCAAAUUGUUGACUUAUCUGCUGAUCGCUAUUUGAAGACGCUCACUCUCUUGCAGAAAAUCACUCACGGCAUCAAGAUUGAGCGUAAAGAAGCCUGGCUACCGACGCUACUUCCCCACCUUGUGCACACAAUUAUAGAGAGUGUGGAGACAACUGGUGACAGAGAUAAGCUUCUUCUGUGUCCUGCAUUGACUACUCUCUGCAACCUGUGUCGCUGUAACCUGCCUGUAUUGCAGUGCCUGGUCCAGUGGGCCAAUCCUAAUCGACUUCUCACAGUACUGGUUUCUAAACUACAUGAUUGUAGCAAAUCUGCACAACUUCUCUCCAUGGAGCUUUGGCUGCUCAUCACUACUGUCCAUCCCAUAGAUUCUGAAGAGUCGGUCAUACUUCAGGUUGACCGUGCACUAUCGCUGCUCCUGGCUGUGUGUAGAGAAGGUUUCUCUCAUGGCAGUGCUGAGUUGAUCCAGCUUGCGACUGACGUCCUCGUCAGCUUCUCCCAUAUGCCACAAGUGCGGUCCAAGCUUGUUAGCAACAAGACAUGCGGCCGUGAUAUCAUGGAAAUCUGGAAACUUGUUGACAAAUGUGAAGAACAAACUCUUCUUCCUCAUGUAUCUGACUUCUUGUCAGCCCUUAUCAAGCUCGAUCUCCCACAAGCUGCUGACAUCCUGCCAGCUGCAUUGGAUAAAGCUGUGACAUGGGUUGAGAGUUCCGGCAGUCACUGGGGCCUGCGUCUGCUGCAUGCGUUUCUCUGCACUGCGUCUCAGCCGCUCACCGAGCACCAGAUAACCAGCUUCUGCGUGGCUGCCGGGAGCGUGCUGCAAAAGAGCCUGGGAGGUGCAGGAGUAGAGCAGGUGCUGGUUGUUGUCGCGGCUGUGCAGCUGCUACAAGAGGUUCUCAAGCGCGUCCCUGCCAUGCAUAGCCGCGUCACGCUCUCUCCGCCGGAGCUCACCGCCUGUUUAGAGAAGCUGUCGGAAAUUGCAUCUCAAUCUUCAGAACUACAGAAGCAGGGCGCUUUGGUUGCACAAAAAUUGUCUUCAAAAUCCACUCGACCAUUGGAUUCUAUGAUGGCCAACUCGUCUAGUGGUGGCGACUGCUCGCAGUGCAGUGAUGGUCACGACGCCGGAGUGAGCAGCAGCUUCCUUUUCAGCUGCGGCAGCAGCGUUAGCUUCCUGUGCGCUGAAGCUAUAGUGCGCAUUCUUCAUCUUGUCAAGCAAAUUGGCAAGGAAGAUCUACAGUUUUCUCUCCAUUUUUGCGAGCUCAUGAAGUGCAGCUACCUGAUGCCGCACGUGAUGAUAUGCCACGCAAGCCUCAACCGCGAUCUUGUGGCUCUCGCUGUCGAGCUUCUCUGUGACUCCAGCGCGUCUCAAGAAAGUUUGGAUGUCAUCAUCAAUAUGACCUGCGAGCAAAACCGUCGGUGUCAGAACUCGGAGAUUCUCGCGUCUCCAGCCGUGGGAAGAGGCAGUGUUUUGGAGGACGCCUUUGACUCCAUGCAUAUCAGUAACGACAGCGGCUUCCAAAGGGCAGCCACUGACAGGGGAUCAAUUUCUGAAAUAUUCAAGAGGGUUGACGAUCUAAUGGCCAGACUCAACGCCAUCGUGGCCCCAGAAGAGAUGCGCGACUUGCCACUGACGGACCUCGUUGAAAUGUACGAAUUUAAGCUUGGAGGGAUGGCGCACACUGAGGCCGCCCUGCAGGAGCUGCUGUCCGUUGCAGAUUCAAAGUCGCGAGUGCUGGAACGCAGUCUGCUGCGCACCAAAGUUGAGAACCAUCGCGUCCUCGGUUUGGUGCGAGCGAGAGAGGAGCGCGUGCAGUCUCUCCUUGCAGAGAAAUUAGCCGACCAGGAGCAGGCUCGCACCAUCAGAGAAACGCUUUCAAAGGAGAAAGCAGCAGUUGAGCGAGAGAGCUGCCGGCUACGGGGUUCCCUGAACUCCCUACACGCCGAGCUUGCGACCAAAGACAAGAAACUCCAGCUCCUCUCCUCUGCGCUUGAAGAAGCUACUGCCGAGACCGCUUCUCUUCAGAAGAUGUUUGAAAAGGAAAAAUCCAAGAAAGAGGGCCUGCAACAGGAACUGGAGAGUUUGCAGAGCACGCAUUCCACCAUCGAGAAAAUUGUUGCAAAGCAGAAGCAGGAAAACUUGGAUCUGGAAAAAAUGAUGAGGAACCUAGAGCAAACCGUAGCUGAUAGAGAUACGAAAAUCGAAGAGCUCACCAAGACUAAUCUGUCGCUGCAGAAAAUACGGGACGUCAUUCACAACAUUUCCUCGGGCAAACCACUCGCUUGACCAAAUAACUUCAGUGUAAAUAUUGCUAGUGGAGAUGUUCUACAUAGAACAUUUAAUCAAUUUUAAUUAUGUUACAUGUACGAAUAAUCUCGAUGUAAUUAUCCUUUUUCUGCGUUUUUCAUACGUGGCGACCUAGUUUUUACACCUUCUACAUGGCCUGUCUUCGUGGACUCUACAUUAUCAUUUUCUGGCUAAAUUUUGCUAGAGAUAUUUUAAUACCAUUCCUCUUACAUUACUGAAGUGUUACAACUUGAGUUUCAUUAACCGCAUUAUUUCUUUUUUUA